Molecule: messenger RNA, 4905 nt
Organism: Zonotrichia leucophrys gambelii
Lineage: Eukaryota; Metazoa; Chordata; Aves; Passeriformes; Passerellidae
Product: Golgi integral membrane protein 4-like
Exons: 13
Coding region: 384-1769 (461 amino acids)
Cellular component (GO): Golgi membrane; Golgi apparatus
Source: RefSeq, a predicted model, not a curated record
CCGCGGGGAGGGGGCCCAAGGGCUUCUCCUCCUCUGGCCGGGUUAUUUUUUCCGGUGGGAAGAGCCAAAGGCGGCGGUACCCCCUUCCCGCCCCCCCCUCCUCUCCGCAGCAGCAGCACAUGGGAAGCAAAAGUUUUCCUCCUCCUCCUCCUCCUCUUCCUCCUCCUCCUCCUCCUCCUGCUGCCGCUGCUCGGUGCCGUCGCCCCCCGAGGAUGCUCGGGCUCCGCUCGGAUGUCCCGACGGACAGCGGGGAAUAGAGCGCGGCUGGGAGCGGAGCCGAGCCCGCAUCUUCCGCAGGGAUCCGCGGGGAGAGGAGCGGCAGGGCCGGAGUAACGCGAUGGUUUAAGGGCGCCCCGGGCCGGGCCGCGCCGCCCCGCUCCGCCAUGGGCACCGCGAUGUGCUCCCGCCGGCACAAGGCGCUGCUGCCCCCCGCGCUCGGCCUGCUCGGCCUGGCCGGCCUGGCCUCGGCCGCGCUGCUCUACGGGCACCUCCAGAGCAGGGUGCGGGGCGCCGAGGCGCUGGCGCAGAAAUACAAACUGCAGCAGGAAGCGCUGUCGGCACAGCUGCAAGUGGUGUACGAGCACCGGGCCCGCCUGGAGCGCUCCCUGCAGAAGGAGAGGGGCGAGCACAAGAAAACCAAGGAAGAUUUUUUAGUGUACAAGUUGGAAGCUCAGGAAGCUCUCAACAAGGAGAAGCAAGACUCCAUGAACAGAUACGGCGCCCUCAGCUCCCAGCACAAGAUCCUGAAGAACCAGCACGACGACGUCAAGAAGCAGCUGCUGGAGCUGCAGCUGCAGCACAACAGCCUCAGGCUGGAGCACAGGAAGAGCCUGGAGAGCCACGGCCAGAAAGUGGCCCAGCUGCAGCAGCAGAGGGACAGCGAGGUCACCAACCUGCAGGACACGGUGCAGAAACUCAGAGAAGAGAGCAAACUGCUCAGGAAAGCUCACCUGGAGGUGCACUCGCAGCUCCUCAGUGCCCAGGCGCAGAUGGAGGAGUUCAGGCAGCUCAAGGAAGCUCUGCAGAAGAUGCCGGGCCUGAGAGGAGGAGGAGGAGGAGGAGGAGGAGGAGGAGGAGGAGGAAGGAAGGGGCAGCAGCCCCUGGUGCCAGCCAGCACCCACCUGCAGCCGGGGAGGCCCCAGGGUGUGGAGAUGCAGAUGCACAUCCAGGUGAGGAGCCACGAGCAGAGCCCGGCCCCUGGGCUGGCCCUGCCUGAGCCAGGACCAAAAUCCGCAGCAGAAAAUGCGCCAGGGCCGGGCAGAGAGCUGCCAGCGCACAGCUGGCAGGUCCCUGUGAGCCCGGGGGAUGCCCGGGGGAUGCCCAGGAGUGCCCAGGACACCCCCAGGGAUGGGCACAGGGGCAGCACCCGGAGCCCAGGGACAGGGACAGCGGCACACGGGGACGGGGCCGACCAGGAGGAGCUGCAAAUGGAUGCAGGAGUCAUCGACAGGGAGCUGCACUCCCAGAAAGAGCCCGAGGCCCAGGAGCCCAUGGUGCCAGAUGAUGCUGCAGAUCCUGCCCAGGACCCCAACAACCAGGGGGAGGAUGAGUUUGAGGAGGCUGAGCUGGAGAGACCUGACUUUGAGGAGAAGGCGGGAGCCUCGGAGAAGCUCAAGGAGCCCAGAGUUAAAGAAGAGUGGAAGGAGAAGCCACCAAAGGAUGCUGGCAGAGCUGCCAAGCCCAGGGAAGAGCCACUGGAGGAUUACCAAGAAGAUCAGGAGCAAGAAAUUGUACGACACCAAGGAGGAUCAUGGAGGGGAGGUGGAUGACAACGACGACCUGGAGCUUGUCCAGGAGCAGAAGGAGCCUGUGGGGAGGCAGGGAGGUGCUGGCAAGAAGGAUGAUUACUUCUGAGAGCUGCUGGAAAUGCAGGAUGCUGCAGGAAUGAGGGGAUGGCAGCGAAACACUGCCCACAGCAAUGCAGGAGGAGAGAGAUCCCCCAAACAAAGAGGGGUUUGCAGAUGAAAAGACGAAAAUCCCAUCUCAGUGUGGGGCCAGUGCUGCCUCAGAGAUCUCAGACUGGGGAUGAUCUUACCCCGCUGCUUUUCUUAGGAGCACUUUUUGAUUUACUGUGUUCUUCGCCCUCCUGUUUUUCACAUCCCCUUUCUGAGCUGGAGAGGGUUUUUGGGGCCGGUUUUGGGGGUGUUUUUUACCCCCCCUGGGCAGCAGAGGGGUCCCUGGACUCACUCAAAUACAAAGGAAUCUGUCUUCAUAAAUGAUUUUGUGUUUCUUUAACACAUCCCGUGAGCAGGGUGGGGAGGGAACCAGAGGAAAUUUCCUGUUCUUUGCCCUGGAGCUGUGCAAGAGAGCACCAACCACAGCCAGAAAAAUGUGUGUGUGUGGAUGUGGACACUUUCCUGCUGCAGGAACCCUCCAGAAACUGGGAGUGAAUCCUUGCAGAGCCCUCCUUGCCCUUCCUUUGAGCUGUGUGACAUUCCUGCUGAGUGUCCCUUGGAAUCCUGUGCCCCUGCUGGAGGUGAGGGCUGCCCUGAGCUCUUCCCCAUGGGGACAGUGACAGCCAUGCCAAGAAACAGGAAAAAAAAAAAAAAAGAAUAUUUUCAGCCCAACGAAUGCAGUUCCAGCCUGGUUGGAUUCUUGCCAGUCUCCCAGCAGCAGCCAAGGUAAAUUUUGUCUCUUCUAGAGAGGUUUUGAUCAGCAAGAUGGGAGCUGUUGGUGGAGCGGAUUGAAUCCUGUGGGACUUUACUCAGCCUCCAAAAGAUUUGCCUGACCUCAGGGACAAAGCAGGAACAGUCAGCUGGAAUGGAAAAUGAAAGGAGGAUGGUUUAAUCACGAUAUCUCAAAGCCCAGAGCCUGCUUCAAGUGAUAAGAGCAGGGCAGAGCUGUCCCACUGCUGCCCUGAGCUGUGUCCUCCUUCCUCAUCACCUCAACCACAAACACAGGGAAUUGUGCCUGAAUCUCAUCACCUGCUAAAACAUCAGAGCAUCUUUGUUCUCUAUUUGAAUUAGCUGAGCUCUUUCUAAUCCCUUGUUUGUGGCAUAUUUUGCAAGCACUUUUAGGCACUGGGGAAAACAAUAUUUAUUUCCCAACAAGCUCAGCCUUUUUCAUUCUGACAGCAUUGAUUAUUUUUGUUUUUCUUCCACUGGUUGUAAUAGAGCUUGAAAUUUACAUUUCAUAGGAGUUUUUGGUUCUUUGUUUUCAUUCUGCUUGUGUUUCUUACCAGCACAAUCAGCUGUGCAAGUCCAACUCUGGCAUGGAGCAGAAUAAGGAAAGGGACAAUUUCAGGAAAUUAUCCUUUAGCCAAGAGCCAGAGCUGCUCAUGGAGCUCAGUAAGGAGCUCCCUACCAAACCCUGGUGGGGUUUAAGAUGCACAAAAUGGCCAACUAUCUUUUGUUACAGGGCAUUUUAAGGAUAAACUGUCCAAUUAAGUAAUGAUACCUAAAUUAAUUUCCCUUUUAACCCAAUAACUGAUCACUCGACCCCACAAUGUGGACUUUUCUGUCCAAUCACACAAAAGCACCCAAACCCAUGGAGAAGCAGGAAGAAGAAGGUAAAGAAGAACAACCUGUCUCUGCCCUAAAGCCUCCAUCUUGCUUCAUAUUAAUUUCUAUAUUCUAAAACCCCAAACUCUUACAUUUUCCACCCUGUGAUCCCCAAACCCCAAACUCUUCAAGUUUUCCACUUCUAACCAGCCCCACACCCACCAUCCCAGUUCCAUCAUUCCAUUUUGGAGCCCUUCUCCACAGCCUCAGGUCCAAUGCCGUUUUCUCUGCCUGUCAGCACAGAAAGCUCUAAUUUUAAACAGAAAGUUUAAUAUUUUCAGCAGCCAGGGUUCCAUCACCCAGCUGUGUUCAGCUCAGCUCUCCCUCCCUGGCUCUGGCUGCCUCAGCCCUGACUGGAAGUGAAUCAAGCACUGCAAAUAGCAGCCCAAUGGGGGUGAGGCUGCUCGUGGAUUCAGGCUGCAGGAAAAUCUAAAUUAGGAGGCAGAUUCUCUGUGCUUGCACGUCUAGGGUGAGUAAUCCUCAGAGUUAUGACUCGGGGGGAAGUGCAGCAACUGGGCUGGACGCAAAGCUCCCAGCUUGGAGGGUGCUUUAGGAACCAUAUGUCUGUCAUGUGCUGAGAGCAAACAUCUCUGCCCUGGGGACUGGCUGCCCUGGCCACAUCUGAGGCUAAAAUUAGCAGAGUGCUGCAUAAAUUGUGAGCUGGAGGCUGUCAGUGCUUCACUGCCUGGCCCACAGCGAGUUCUGAUACUCCUUCAGUGUUUCCUUGAGAAGAGACAAUAAAUCCAGAGGAGGAGAAGCAGGAAAGCCAAAGCCUGUGGUGGUGCUGGGUCUGGCUGGAGGCUCUGAAGCAAUCUGGGAUCCUGCUGGGGCUUCUCAGCUUGGAACAUCACGGAGCUGAGCAGCAGAAUGCUGAAGCAAUGCCAUGAAAUAGCCCAGGCUGGGUUUUGCUGCACAGAACAAAUCUCAGGAAACAGAUGGAUUGAUAAGAGAGCAAACAAUGAGAUAAAGGAUUCCCAGGGAGCCAGCACAGCCAGGCUGGCCAAGCCAAAGCACAGGGGCCUGCUUGGCUCUGCAUAAAUAAUUGGGGUUUUGCUCGGCCACAGUGCAAGGCCAAAAAAAGUGCAGAAGUGUAGUUAACCCAUAGUUUUAUCAUUUUUUUGAUGGGCCUUCACUGCUGUGCCAACCAUUUUCCCUCCCUGCAGCACACUCCAGACCCUUGGAUCUCCCAGCAGAACUCAGGGUGAGUUCAUCACAUGUUGUUAUGAUCACGAGUUGUUGAUCACAAAUUGUUGAUCACAAGUUGUUCCUCACAAGUUGUCCAUCACAAGUUGCUCCUCACAAGUUGUCGAUCGCAAAUUGUUCAUCACAAGUUGUUCCUCAUAAGCUGUUCAUCACAGGUUGGUGAUCACAAGUUGUUCCUCAGAAGUUGCUCAUCACAAGUUGU